Molecule: messenger RNA, 2931 nt
Organism: Vicia villosa (hairy vetch)
Lineage: Eukaryota; Viridiplantae; Streptophyta; Magnoliopsida; Fabales; Fabaceae
Exons: 3
Coding region: 1-2931 (976 amino acids)
Source: RefSeq, a predicted model, not a curated record
AUGGCUGAUCGCCAAGAAGAGCUCAGAAUUCGGAUGGACACAGUUGCCCAGGUUGUUGCGGACCCCCCGCAAAGAAAUCCUGUUGAUAUCCGUGUCAAUGGUGAACCUGUGAACGGAGGACCUGGUGUAAUUCCUCCUGCUGCCAAUCAAGGUAAUCCUCGUGGGUCUCCCCAGCCUACUCCUGAAGGACAAACUACACAACAGACCAGAAGGGCUGCUGCUAUCCCCGUGUUGGAAGAGGACCGACACGAGGAUUUGUUUCCUGAAAGUGAAUGGGGAUUUCCACGUGAUGCUGGAAGGAUGUUUAGAGGUCUGGAGGAAAGGAUGAGGGCAAUGGAAGGCCAAGGAUUGGGUAUGGAUAUCAAUGACUUGGGUUUAGUUCCUGGCGUGCGUGUGCCACCGAAAUUCAAGGUACCCGACUUCGAGAAAUACAAGGGGAACACUUGUCCUAAGACACAUGUCCGAGCUUACUAUUGCAAAAUGCAUGUGUACUCUGAGGAUAAAGGAUUGUUGAUGCACUUCUUCCAAGAUAGCCUGACUGGGGCAUCCUUGGAAUGGUAUAUGAGAUUGGAGAGAGCUAAUAUCCGAAGUUGGAGGGACCUAGUUGAUGCCUUCAUAAAGCAAUAUCAGUAUAAUGUUGACAUGGCACCAAAUCGCACUCAGUUACAGAAUCUGGCCCAGAAAGCUAAUGAGUCCUUCAAAGAAUAUGCGCAGAAAUGGCGUGAGUUGGCGGAUAGAGUCCAACCACCUAUGCUGGAAAGAGAGAUGAUGGACAUGUUCACCAACACUCUCGAGGGCCAGUACUACUCCGCCUGCUCUGCAUCCUCGAGUUUCGCCGAGUUAGUCAUGAUUGGUGAACAAAUUGAAAGUGGAAUUAAGGCUGGUAGAAUACAGAAUCCAAAUACUGCUAGUUCCUCCUCUGGGGCUAGUGGAAAGAAGCCAUACAAUGGGUUUGCCAAGAAGAGAGAAGGUGAGACUAGUGCUGCUUACUAUGGUGGGGGCAGAAAUCAGACUUAUCAACAAGUAGCCGCUGUGACUAUACCAAAUGCUCCCUUCCAACAUCAACAACAAGGGACUUUGGCCACUCCUGCUAAGUUGCCUGCCAGUUGGGAUGCCAAUGCAAGAUGUGAGUUCCACUCUGGGUCACCUGGACAUAAUAUUGAAAACCGUAAAGCAUUAAAGCAUAAAGUCCAAGAUCUUCUCGACGCUAAAGCCAUCGAGUUUACUCCUACUCAAGGACCUAAUGUUGUUCAGAAUCCUAUGCCUCCCCGUGGAGCUCAUGCGGCAAAUGCUAUUGAGGUUGUUGAAGAUACUCGCCUGGUCAAGGAUGUGAUCGAAUUGGGCUCUCUGUUGCCCUUAUUGAAGAAUGAAUUAUUGAAGAUGGGUCUAUACUCCGGUUGUGGAGAAUGUUGUAUUGACUGCAUGGCCAUUUCCUCAGUUUGUGAUAAGGUCAGAAGUGGUAUUCAACGGUUGAGAGAUAGUGGGUAUCUACAGUUUGAGCAUGUGCGACGUCCUGAAAUGGUUGAAAACGAAGUUAAUGUGGCAUCCAUCCCGUAUACUCCGGCCAAGAUCCCCAUUCCUGCCAGGGCACCUCCUUUGGUUAUUACAUUACCUGGUCCUAUCCCAUAUAACAAUGAAAAAGCAAUUCCGUGGAAUUAUGACGGAGAGGUUUUUUACCAAGGGGCCAAGUAUGAGAUUAAAACGCCAGUUGAGAAAGAAGAUGUUGAUAAUGUUGUGGGCAUUGGAAGAAUGACAAGAAGUGGCCGUAUUUUCAAUCCUCCCCAGAAUACUCGCGAUGACAAUGCAGAAGAUUUAGCUCAAGCAAAAGGGAAAAGAGUGGUAGAAGAUAUAGUGGAUCAGGGGCAAAGCUCUAACUCUGAAGACACUGUGGCCAAAGAGAUGGAAGAGUUCCUAAAGAUCAUCAAGAAGAGUGAAUAUAAAGUGGUUGACCAACUGAGUCAAACUCAAUCAAAGAUUUCGAUUUUGCAGUUGCUCUUGUGUUCGGAGACACAUCGAAAUGCUUUGUUGAGACUUUUAAGUGCUGCCUUUGUUCCUCCGGAAAUCUCAGUGAAUCAACUUGAAGGAGUGGUGUCAAACAUCAACGCUGGUAAUGGAUUGGGGUUCACCGAUGCUGAUCUGCCUCCCGAAGGUAGAAACCACAAUAGAGCUUUGCAUAUAUCAGUGGAGUGUAAAGGGACUAUGUUAUCACGUGUUCUCAUGGAUAAUGGAUCUUCCUUGAAUGUACUACCAAAGUCGUCUUUGAUGAGGCUAGAUUAUUCUGGUGUUGAUAUAAGGCCGAGUGAAUUGACGGUGAGAGCCUUUGAUGGAUCAAAGAGAUCAGUAUUUGGGGAGGUUGACUUGCCGAUAAUGAUAGGCCCUCAGCUCUUCACUAUUACCUUCUUUGUGAUGGAUAUCCACCCGUCUUACAGUUGUCUCCUGGGACGUCCAUGGAUCCAUGCUGCUGGGGCCGUGACUUCCACAUUGCAUCAGAAACUCAAAUUCGCGACUCAAGGAAAGAUAGUCACAAUAUGUGGGGAGGAAGAACACGUGGUAAGCCAUCUUGCGUCCUUCAGGUAUAUUGAUGUGGAAGGAGAGGUUCACGAGACGCCUUGCCAAGCCUUUGAGGCUGUCCAGACUAUCAAGAUCCCUUAUGUUGAAAAUAAGAAGUUGGAGGCUCCCAUGUCUUCACUAAAGGAAGCUAAAGCUGUGUUGGGCCAGAGUUCAUCUAAUGGGGCCCCCGAGAAGCCUGGAACCCUUGUUCCAAUCAAGUUCUCUAGUGCUGGCAUUGUCAAGGAUCAUAUUUGUGCUGCUGAUGAUGAUAUGAAUAGCGAUUAUGAUGUUGAAGAAUGGGUCAAGCCGUGUGUCUCAGGACAGAAGCUUCUCAACUGGUCGUCCGAGGACAUCAUCUCAAUUGCUUCUGAUCAAGAGUAA